UUGCUAGGCGACUGUUUGUGUACUUUAGCGCGAAUAUAAGGACUGAGAAAAUAAGUGUAGUGAAGUGUGAAUUUAUUCCUGAAAGUUGUCUAUUUUAACACAACACCACUGAAAUAGAUACAUGUUUUAGCUGAAGCCAUGGCUGUUGAAUCGCAGGCGGUACCUCAGCUUGAACUGGAGGCUGUUAUCGGGUUCAACGGGCAUGUGUUUUCGGGCCUGAGGGUCCAUCCAGACAGAGAGCACCUGAUCUAUCCCCUGGGGUCCACUGUCAUUGUGAAGAGGAUCAAAGAUGGCAAGCCAGCGUUCCUGGACGGACACACAAACAAUGUAUCCUGUAUUUCAGUGUCCAAAAGUGGACAAUACGUUGCCUCUGGACAGGUCAACUUCAUGGGCUUUAAGGCUCCAAUAAUUAUCUGGGACUACGCACAACAAACUAUCUACACCCAGCUGCUUCUCCAUAAGGCUAAGGUUGAGGCUUUAGCCUUCUCUCCCAAUGAUAAGUACUUGGUGUCCCUGGGAGGUCAAGAUGAUGACAGUAUAGUUGUGUGGAAUAUAGAGACCAAGGAGGCCAUCUGUGGGAGUGCAGCUUCAGCACAAAGUUCUGGUCUCUGCCUCACCGUGCAAUACUCAAACAUGAACGACAACAUCUUUGUUUCUGCUGGGAGUGGAACAUUGCGAGUCUGGGAACUGGACCUACACAACAGAAAGAUCAGGCCUACAGAGUGUAAGACAGGCAAGCUGAAGAGGACUGUGAAAUGUGUGGAGAUAGCAGAGGAUGAUCAAUUCAUUUUCUGUGGCACCACCAGUGGAGACAUAAUGAAAAUCAACCUGAAGACGGGGCUUCUGAGGGACUGUGGUCCAGUUAAAGCGAAAUACAGUCUGGGUGUCAGUGUCCUGAGGUUAUUGAAGUCUGGACAUUUGCUUGUAGGCUCUGGAUCUGGCACCUUCACUCUGUGUUCCAGCACUAACUUCAAAACUGUUAAAGAAGUCCAGCUGGAGAAGGGCGUGACCUCCAUCGCUGUAAGAGGAGAGGGACAACAGUUCUUUGUUGGCACAGAGGCUGCUCAGAUGUACCGCUUCAGUUAUGAGAACUUCAAAGCUGAACUCAUAUCUACCAGCCACAAUAAUCCUGUCAAAGAUGUAGCCAUCCCUUUUGGAACAUCUGAAUUAUUUGCAACCUGCUCUGAGGAGGAUAUCAGACUGUGGCACAUAGACAAGCCCAAAGAGCUGCUGCGCAUCACUGUGCCCAACAUGACCUGCAAUGCCCUGGACUUCAUGUUUGACGGACAUAGCAUCAUCAGUGCGUGGAACGAUGGUAAGAUUCGUGUUUUUGCUCCAGAAAGUGGCCGGCUCAUGCUCGUCAUUCACAAUGCGCACAGAUUGGGCGUGACCGCCAUCGCAGGCACCAGGGACUGCAAGAGGAUUGUCAGUGGAGGGGGAGAAGGACAGGUGCGUAUUUGGGAGCUGCAGCCUCACGGCCAUCGUUUGCUGGAGACCAUGAAAGAGCACAAAGCCACUGUCACUUGUGUGAAAAUCAAGAGUGACGACACACAAUGCAUCACGGCUAGCUCUGACGGUGCCUGCAUCAUCUGGGACAUAGUGCGAUUUGCAAGCCUUCAAAGGAUGAUUGCCAACACGGUCUUCCGGACAGUGUGCUACCAUCCAGAGGAAUAUCAAGUCAUUACCAGUGGCACUGACAGAAAGGUUGCCUACUGGGACAUGUACGACGGCUCUACUAUCAGAGAACUUGAUGGCUCACAGUCCGGGGCCAUCAACGGCAUGCACAUCUCACAGGAUGGCCACCACUUUGUGACAGGUGGAGAUGACAAGCUGGUGAAGGUGUGGGACUACAUGGAAGGUGUAGUAACCCAUGUAGGAAUCGCUCAUGGUGCCAGCAUCUCAAGCAUCAAGGUAUGCUCCAACAACCGGACUCUAGUCAGCACCAGUGCAGACGGAGCUAUUCUUCGCUGGAAGUUUCCUCACCCUUCUGCCUCUUAAUGUGACACUGAGUCCUGGACACGAGAAGAAACAGCAGCCUUUAAUUCAGCAGCUCAUUCACAGGUUUUUCCAACAUCCUCUAUUCAUCCUUCGUGUGACUUAGCAAAUCUUUAACAGAAUUCAAUGAUCUGGUUUUACAUUAACCAAAAGAAAUAAUAAAUAAAAUCUCCAUAGAAAUAACUGCAUGCAGUGGGUUUAUAUAUUUAUGUUUCUGAGCUUUUUGUAAAUGUUUUUCUUUUCUGCUGCCUUCAAAUAAAACACAUGAAC
Mugil cephalus (flathead mullet) is the source of this 2265-nucleotide messenger RNA. RefSeq names its product cilia and flagella associated protein 52 (gene cfap52). Gene Ontology annotation, molecular function: protein binding. Gene Ontology annotation, biological process: cilium assembly. The record is from RefSeq and is a predicted model, not a curated record. The transcript is spliced from 14 exons. NCBI's taxonomy places the organism in Eukaryota, Metazoa, Chordata, Actinopteri, Mugiliformes, Mugilidae. Bases 139 to 1998 code for a protein of 619 amino acids.